Molecule: messenger RNA, 492 nt
Organism: Lactuca virosa
Lineage: Eukaryota; Viridiplantae; Streptophyta; Magnoliopsida; Asterales; Asteraceae
Source: the annotation of a GenBank genome assembly
AUGGAGAUGGACUAUGAGUUUGGAGAAUUCGAUGAGGUCGCGGGGGAGGGCAGAGAUACUAAUGAAGUCCCUAGUGAACCUCCCACUUCCGAGACAGUACAAUAUCACUCCACAGUGCCACGAGAUCUCGUGGAUAGGACUCACUCCUUAGAGGAGGAGGUUGCCACUCUUCGGCAACAACUAUUAGCGACAGAGGCCCGAGCUGUUCAGGCCGAGCACGAGAGAGACGAGAAAGAUGCCUCAAAGACCAAACCGUGGAAACAACACAACACCGACUCCACCAGAAAUAAACUCAGUUGCAUUCCAAGCAGCAGUGUCCGCUGCGGUCACUGCAGCACUUGCAUAGAUUCACAGCGGAAACCACGGAUAAGACAACGGGCAGGGAACCGGAAGCACAAAUCAGGGAACAAACCACGAAAACCACAAGAACCUGCACCUACAAAGACUUCACCAACGCCAAGCCUCGAACCUUCAAUGGAACGGGAGGCGUAA